Molecule: messenger RNA, 4867 nt
Organism: Zeugodacus cucurbitae (melon fly)
Lineage: Eukaryota; Metazoa; Arthropoda; Insecta; Diptera; Tephritidae
Product: ATP-dependent RNA helicase vasa
Exons: 5
Coding region: 175-2760 (861 amino acids)
Biological process (GO): cell differentiation; gamete generation
Cellular component (GO): nucleus; P granule
Molecular function (GO): RNA binding; RNA helicase activity; ATP binding
Source: RefSeq, a predicted model, not a curated record
UGGUACAUUGGUGCUGCAUUUGUGGCCACUACUGUAUGCUCAUAUGUUCCAACAAUGACAUUUCGUCAUAUACUCGGAAGAGUAAAUUUGUUUACAAAUUAAAAAUGAAAAAGAACUUACAAUUGGCGGCUUAAAAAUGCGGUUUCCUAUUACAAUAGCGUCGCCAAAGACAAAAUGCAACGUUUUAAAGAAAAUCGUAGAUUAAGAAAAGAUGUACGUAAAAAACUGAACCAUGAUUUUAAUUUAUUUACAGACAAAUCACCGAAAAUGUCAGAUUGGAUUGAUGAAGAGGAUGGUUGUGGUUUUGGUAAUGGCAGCUCCCAAUAUAAAGAUAAUGUCGAUGAGUACGUAGAUGAUGGCGAAAAUGACUACGCGGAACAUGAAAACACUGACGACGGGAAUAGAGGUUUCGAAAACAGACGUGGUAGGGGCGGAGGACGAGGUCGUGGCGGGCGAGGCCAUGGUGGUAGUUAUGGCGGUGGCCAUCGUAACUUUGGCGAUAAUGAGGAUAAUGCCCAACGAACUGAAUUCCAGUCGCCAGCACAGAAUUUUGUGCCCAAAAACUUUACGAAAGCUACUAUUCAAGAAUUCUUACCCGAAGUCCCCGGCCGCAUACAGAGGAUAAACAAUCGUAAUGAACUCUAUUGCAUAGCCAAAUAUCUGUUGGAAGCGUAUACAGUUUGCUUGUCUACCGAAAUGAUUAGAAAUAACACUUCUUCAGUUAAUGCAUUCACAGAGUCGUUGGUGGCAAGAAAUGGCUAUAAUAAAGAAAUGCAACAAGAAAAAUUUGAUAUUGAUCGAGAAAAUUUUAAUGUGAUUGAAGGUGUUGAAGUUGACAAUACAGCAAACGAAAAUAUAGAAAUGUUGGAUUUGAUUGGCGGCAAAAGAAAAGCAGACUAUGGAAUGCAACUUCCUAAAAGCAUCGACUUAGCAACCGCAAACCAAUCUAAACUAUCCGAUUUACCAGACUUAUUCAAAGAUGUAAUGCCUUCCACAAAAGUGCAGCUACAGACGCCCACUUCGACUACUCUUAAAACAGCCAGACAAAUUCCGAGAACUGUUCGUGGCGUUAGCCAUCGGAAUCAUGUAGUAGGAAUUGCAAGUCUUGAACUUAUACCUGAUAUGGUUGGUGCACAUAUAACAGAGCGAGAAUAUGCCUUGAGACAACCCUUACCUAAGCGUAAUUCUUUAAGAAUUGUUCCCGAACAUCAGACAAUCACUAAUAAUAUGCGCGAAAUGGCAUAUAAUUUCUUUCCAUUAGAAUAUAUGUGGACAAGUGCUGCUUCACCUUGUGUGGCGGAAGAAAUGCCUCAAAUUCCACCACUUGCCGAAGAUCAAUCGCAGCUAAACGAGGGUAGUGCUAUGACAUCUGCAAGUAUCAAUGUAGCGCGCCAACAUGUGGCGUCGACUUCUUCUACAAUGCAAUUGGUACAGCCACAUUCGGAAGGACCAUCAUUGCAAGGUUUCGGUGAACAAUUUGAUACAAUCGAGCAGAUUAGAAAUUAUUUACCAACACAUACAGAAACUAACGGUCAGCAGGAACGAAGUGGCAUUUUGCCUGAAUCAACGACUGGCAGUGUAUUUUUCACACCGUAUCCGCAAGCAAUGCCCGCAGGUAUAUCAUCACUAUCGGAUGAAGAACAAUUAAAAAAUGCUCAUGCAAUUCAGCACAUUUCGGGCCAUUCUCUUGUCCGCCGCACAGAGACAUCAACCUACAGAACUGGAACAUUACCUUCGAUACAUGAAGAGGCAUUUCAUCGAACAUUAUUAAGGAGAACUUUUCGCAAUAGCGAACUCUCUUCAACACCGUUACGUCCCACAGAUAGUGUAGCAAUAUUACCACAUUUCAAAAAUUACCCAACUGAGGGCAGCACGGAGCUCACCAGUGCUGAUAAUAUACGAAGCACAGAAGCCGGCCGCCAAAUGCAGAUGGAAACUGAAGGUCUGACAGAAGCUUUUGAUUCAGUUGAACAGACAACUGCAACUCAACAAUUACAACAUCAAACAGCUGUUGAAAUAAAAACAGAAGACAUAGUUAUGUCAGCCGAACCAUUACACUUGGUCCAAACUUCCCAGCAGUCAGAGGGUUUUAAUGAACCUAGGAAUUGGUUGGAAAUACUACGUGAACGGCAAGUGGACUUACGAUAUAAUAAUUGUGGAGCCUUACCAAAACGACGCAGAAGAUGUUACAAAAAGCGAGCACCACCGACGGAUCCAAAUUUAACCCGCACAGUUGAUCAUCACGUGGGUGUUCAAAAUGAUAUCACUGAAGUACUUCAAGCUUUGACACCAUUGCCUACCCAAUUACCAGAGCAACAAGUAACUGCUGUGGACUUAACACUAACACGUAAUUUGCAUAACAUUGAGGAAACACAAUCGGCGGUUAUACAGCAGCCAUCGUAUGAACAAUUUAUAUAUGAGCAUAUCGAAUCGAUCUCCACAAUCAUGGAUAGUCUAGCUGAAUGGCAAAGUAUGUUAAAAGCUUGCAAUCGGAAUAGUGAACAAAACGCAGCAACAGCAUUACUGCCAGCACAUUAUGCCUAUGAUGUGGAGACGCUGCUCAAUGCUGAUAUAGAACGCUUGCAGCUAAAAAUGAAUAUAUUACAAGCGAUCAUACGCAAUGUGUCUUUCAACAUGAUGAAGAGUCGUUUAUUGAAGAACAGACGCCUUGCUGCGUUUGCUUUCAAUUUCUUAAUAGAACUCGAAUCAGCCGGAAUAAUACGAAUAAAAGAGAAUGGACAUUGGGUGGGAUUAAUUUAACUUUUUGAGCUCAUAGAGCUCAAAAUAUUUUUUAAUACAUCUUUUAAAGAUAAUAAUUCUGUUAUUUGUUAUGAUAAAUGCUCGCGAUACUGGAGAACCAAUAUAUAAAUACCUUUCUUUCCAACACCAUUUCUGUUAAGUGAUUAUUUCCGUUCAGAUAAUCCUGGUGAGUAUCCUUUCGCUGGUUUAAAUUUUCGGUCCUUAUAGUAAUGGCAACGGGAAUUCGUUUUUUUUUAAUCAGAAAUAAUUUAUAUCAAGUUAAAUACAUUACAAAAAUAUAUUUGUUUUGUCCCAUUUUUACCAUUUUGAAUGGGCUACAUAAGUAAAACAAAAUUUGGUAGCACUAACGCAAGUGGCGAUAGAAUUUUUCACGAGGUAUCCCCAUACUCUCUUGCCCGAAUUCAACUGGAUAACUUUGUUGUUGGUUUCAGAUGUAAAAUUUUUGACAAGCGGACAGAGAAGUGACCAAUCGAAUACAGCUAAUAUUGGUAUAAGGUAGCUAUUUUCGAAUUUGAGACAUCCAUCAAAAUCAUGGAUAGAGUUUAUUAUUUCAAUGGUGAAAUUUCGUCCAAAUGUAUGCUUCUAGUACUGAUAUAUUAAAAAAUCAUGUAAUCAAGUUCUACCUAAAAUACCUAUUAAUACACGUACAUACAGUGCCGGACAAAAAAAAAUAAGAAAGUUCCUGUUAAGAACAGAAAUCUACAAAAAAAUAUCUACCCUAACCAAUGAAAAAUUCAAACAAUAUGUAUUAUUAUCUGUUCAUUUAGUAAGAUUAAUUUUUACUAAAUAUAAAAUAAAAACAUUUCUUUGUAAAAAAAUACUAUUAAAUCACAUGCUGAUUUAUAUUGGGAGAGGACAAAAAAUAAUAACUAAAUAUUAUUUAAACGGAAGGUAAAACAGCGUGUAUAUUCAAGUAUUUUGUAGCCUGGGAUAUGGAAUACCAUGGUUCUUGGAAGUUUCUUCACAGUUCUUACAUGUUUUUUUUUUUUACUUGAUGCUUACUAUCUUAUCUUUAACAAUUCUACACAAGUUCUCUAUUGGAAAAAGGUCCGGAAAAUGGAAGGUCCAGAUUAAAAUAUCUAUUUCCACAUUAUAGGCAUAUUUCAUUCUGCAAAUGGGAGCAUGACUUGCUAACUUGAGUAUGUGGAUGUAAAUAAAAUUAUCCACCUUUUAUUUUAACUACUACAGAGGAUCCAUACAGUAGCAGAAGACACAUUCCUUUACCAUGAUACUUUUACUUCCGUGUUUAGAAGUUGUUGCUAUAUAUUUAGCGUUAAAUUUUGCAUUUUUUUAACUUGCAGAUUUGUAAAGAUUUUUUUUAUAAAAGUGCUUGGUGAACAAUUGUUAAAGGUCUUCCAAUAAAUCUUGCAAUUUUCCAAAUACUUUCUGACUGACUGACUUUCCUUUUCCAGUUUUUUUUUUUUUUACUGUUUCCCGCUCUUCCGUGAAGUUAUGCAUCGCAGUUAAUCUUUUCAAUUAAAUGAAAGUUGUUUUGGUUUAUCUCUAUUAGUGCUAACCCAAAACUACGGAUUUGAUCUUCUGUUCUUAUUUCAUUGCCCAACUUCACAUGCUGCACAUUGACAAUAGUCGGGAAUUCCAAAAAAAAAAACGAUUUUGCUGUUAAACAUAUAUUUUGAGUAUGAUAUGCCACUUUAUCCUCAAACAAAACAGCUUAAUAAAAACUAUGUCGUUCAAAAAAUAGUUUUCAAUCGAAUAUUACUGGUUCUUAUUUUUAUAUAUGUUGUGUUGUAUAUAGUAAGACGUGUGAUAUAUAAUUUUAGCAAAAUCACACAUCCAUUAAUGUUCACAAUUUGUUGGAAGGAUUUGAACACGUGUGAGAUUACAACCGUUAAAGUAAUUUUAUUGAAAAUAAUUUGUUUUCUCUUAAAUUGAAAUCGAUUUAUCUAUCACCAAGUGAAUUGCCAUCCUAUAAGUAUUAAUGGAAAUAAUAUCAUUCACUAAUUCAAAUUCUAGUUAGGAAAAAGUUAAGUUUUUUGUUUUAAUUUUUUAGAAAAAGUUGUUUUUUUUUUGUUUCAUUGCCACAAUAUAUUAUUGUUUUAGUGAAACAAAUUUGUUAAAAUUAUGUUUUAUGACACAAAAUAUAUAU